Molecule: messenger RNA, 2334 nt
Organism: Blumeria graminis f. sp. triticale
Lineage: Eukaryota; Fungi; Ascomycota; Leotiomycetes; Helotiales; Erysiphaceae
Source: the annotation of a GenBank genome assembly
AUGCCUCGCAAGGCGCUGCAGUACGAUGAUUACAAUUACGCCGUACGAGAGAUUAUCCUUUCUUCCGACAGUAACUACCUGGACCAACUCAUACCAUUGCUCAAAGAUGCCAUUCUCACUAAUCGAACUAACGGCCUCCUCCAAAAUUUCUCUCAGUAUGCCGCAGAACGCGACUCUGACAUAGAGAACAUCGGCCUCACAAAGCAUGAUGAAUUCCUGAAGUCAGUCAACCAGCUUCAAAACGUGCGUGAGAGCACUGUGGCCCUCACCACUGAGAUUCUGCAGCUCAACCAGUCGAUUCAAGAAAGUACAGAAAAACUAUCUGAGCAGAAGGGAGCAUUGGUUGACACGACAUCUAUUCGACAGAAUAUUGCAGACGCUUCAGAAGCUUUACAAGGGAGCUUAAAGAUAUUACAUGCAGUCAAUCAAUCUCAUGAAUUAAUUAGGAAAAAAAAAUACUACGGAGCGUUGAAAGCACUAGAUGAUUUACAAACAGAGCACCUAAUUCCAACUAUCCAGAAUAAAUAUGCUACUCAGUACAAACUAGCUGAUGUUAUACAAAAGUCUAUACCCUUAUAUCAGAAGACAAUCUCAGAGGCCGUCAUGUUAGAUUUAAAUGCAUGGCUAUAUAAAAUUAGAGAAACAUCGCAAUUCUUAGGAGAAGUUGCUUUCUAUCACACUGAGUUGAGACGAACGAGACAAAACGAGAGAAUGAAUUCAAACCAGUAUCUUCGAAAGUUUAAGCUGAACUCUGCCAUAGAGCUAGUAUAUGAUGAGAGUGAAGAAUUUGAUGUUUUGGAUAACGAAGAGUUGCAGGUAGACUUUACUCCGUUAUUCGAAUGUGUACACAUACAUGAGGCGUUAGGUCAGAUUGAGAAAUUCAAGUCGCAAUACGCAGGAACAAGAAGAAGGCAAAAAGAGCUAUUAGUGCCUAGCUCUAUCAGUUUAUUGGAUGAUGAUGAAAAUAGCUUGAGUGGACUUCUUGAGGGAAUCUCGGGCUUUGCUAUCAUUGAAAAAGUCACUAUGAGAAAAGCGCACAACCUCCGCUCGCCAGUUGAUGUAGAUGAGUUAUGGGACUCUAUGUGUCAAUCAGCCAUAAAUUUAAUUUCCAAAGCAUUAGAUGAUGUGGAGAAAGCGGAGCAAAUACUAAAAAUCAAAGGAGUCAUUGCAUUAUUCAUCCAGACUAUGGAGGGCUGGGGGUAUUCUGUUGCAGCUCUGGAUAAUUUUCUAUUGAUUCUCUUUGAAAGGUAUGCUGCAUUACUGAAGAAAGGCUUCAGUGAUGAUUUCCAAGAGAUUGUUUCCACCGAUGACUACAUGCCUAUGCCCAUUAAUAACUUAGAUGAAUACGAUAAAGUUCUCAAUGUUAGCUGGUUCAAACCUGAAAAAUCUCGCGAAAACCUCACAUUUCCUUGCGUGCUCCCCUUUUCUCAGAUGUACCCUCUCUGCUGCAUCGAUAUUCGUAACUUCUUAAAUCAAUUUUACUUUUUCAGUGAUGAUUACUUUCAGCAUCCAUCAACAAUCGAUAACACUCUAAGAACAUCUCUAGACACUUUACUUUCGGAGAAAGUAUGUAACUCGCUUGUGGAACGACUUUCUGUUCAAUAUCUCGGACAGAUUGUUCAGAUUCUCAUCAACCUUGAGCAUUUCGAAAUCGCUUGCUUGGAGCUCGAGCAGCUACUAAUAGCAGCUAGAAGUAGUGCAAGUGCUGGGGGGCCUAUCGUUCUCAAGGCAACAGAAGCAUUUAGAAACCAUAAAAAGACAGCUGAAAAGCGGAUUUUUGAACUGGUCAACAGCAAAAUUGAUGAUUUGGUCGAAACUGCCGGAUAUGACUGGACUGCGCAAACUUUAUCGCCUGAGCCUAGUAAUUACAUGCAGACCCUGACUACAUAUCUUUCAAAUAUUAUGUCGUCAACCCUCCUAGGUCUACCUCCUUCGAUAAAGGAGCUCAUCUACUUCGAUGCUUUAUCGCACGCUACCACUUCUAUCCUUUCUCUCCCUCUUUCGCCACAUGUUAAGGCCAUCAACCCAAAUGGCGUUGCUGCUCUCGCUACUGAUGUUUCUUACCUCGAAAAGUUUGUGUCAACAUUACCGAAUGCACCACUAUUAAAAGAUGGCUUAGAUGAAUUAUUGCAGGUUGUGUCACUUAUGCAACUUGAAAACGGCGACGAGUUUUACGAUAUUGCUGUUCGAAACAGGCGAUUUGGACGAGUGGACCCCGUGGCUGGAGCUGCUCUCUUGAACAAGCUAACGUAUACGAUCGAAAACAUCAAAUCCAGCGACCUUACAACUACAACAAGACUAGGUGGCUUUGGAAGCCGGUUCAUGAAAUCUUAG